Messenger RNA from Apis florea (little honeybee), 596 nucleotides. RefSeq names its product kinesin-like protein KIF13A. Gene Ontology annotation, biological process: microtubule-based movement. Lineage: Eukaryota; Metazoa; Arthropoda; Insecta; Hymenoptera; Apidae. Gene Ontology annotation, molecular function: microtubule motor activity; ATP binding; microtubule binding. The record is from RefSeq and is a predicted model, not a curated record.
AGAGUUCAUCAAGAAAAUAAUGGAAUCAUCUCUCAUGUGAAAAGAUGGUAGACGGCAGGACACGUGACGUCACAGGACUCGAAGCUCCCGAGCGUUCCUAGCGGCAGUUCUCAGAAGUACGUUCACUCGAUAGGACGAUUGUCGUCUGGCGCACGACAAGCUUCAAGCAAUAUGGCGAAGUGUGUCAUGGGCUCGGUGAGACGUAGUGUCGUUUGAAAAGAUGAAAAGUUCGCGGAAUGGGUUGAGAAUAAUGUAGCGCUAUGAAGAUCGUGUGAAUAUUAUAUUUGUGUAUUCAAAAGCGUUGAGUUGUUCCUUGUGAUCGGAAUAUACAGUGCGCGUUACCGGUGUGAAAUCAUGGCUACGGAUAAAAUAAAGGUUGCCGUUCGGGUUCGGCCGUUCAAUCGUAGAGAGCUGGAACUCGGUACACAAUGCGUGGUCGAAAUGUCCGGACAGCAAACCAUCCUGCAGCAUCCCACCACGAUGGACAAGAUCGAACGCAUGGUACAAUUAUUGUAUAAUGAAAAGUGGAUGGAAAGAGUAUUGGAUCAGGUAUUUUCUUCAGAGAAAAAUCACUGAGAUUAUUGAGUUAUUUUGAG